This is a messenger RNA of Meyerozyma guilliermondii ATCC 6260, 864 nucleotides long. RefSeq names its product aldo/keto reductase family protein. Gene Ontology annotation, molecular function: oxidoreductase activity. The record is from RefSeq and is a predicted model, not a curated record. The transcript has a single exon. NCBI's taxonomy places the organism in Eukaryota, Fungi, Ascomycota, Pichiomycetes, Serinales, Debaryomycetaceae. The coding region runs from base 1 to 864 and encodes 287 amino acids.
AUGACUUCCCUCACCAUGAACUCAAAGCUCACUCUUAACAAUGGCUUAAAAAUCCCCGUGAUUGCAAUGGGAGUUUACAUGACACCCGCCGGUGUAGCUUCACAAGUCGCAUACAAUGCUUUGAAGGUUGGGUAUAGGCACAUUGAUUCGGCGGAAUUUUACAAGAAUGAAAAGGAAGUUGGUGAAGGAAUUAGUAAAUGGCUUCAGGAAAGUCCCAACAACAAGAGAGAGGACGUUUUUUACGUCACCAAGAUUUUCGACUUUAACCAUGGAUAUGAAAAAGCCAAGCGAGCCAUUGACGAAUGCUUGCAAAAAGUCAAGGAUUUGCAAUAUAUUGACAUGGUGUUGAUCCACUCGCCUCAAUCGAACAGAACGAAGAGAUUGGAGACGUGGAAAGCAUUGCAAGAAGCUGUCAAGAGUGGAAAAAUCAAGUCGAUUGGUGUAUCGAAUUAUGGUGUUCACCACAUGAAAGAGUUGUUGGAAUGGGACGGAUUGGAGAUCAAGCCUGUGGUUAACCAAGUUGAAUUGAAUCCAUGGUUGAUGCGGACCCAUAUAGUUGACUAUGCCAAGGCCAAUGGUAUCGUUAUGGAAGCAUAUAGUCCACUUACUCGAGGCAAAAAUUUUCACGAUCCUACCUUGGUCCAAUUGGCCAAAAAGUAUCAAAAAACUCCAGCUCAGGUGUUGAUCAGAUGGUCAUUGCAACAAGGGUUUGUUGUGUUGCCCAAGAGUGAGAAGAAGGACCGUGCCGUUGAGAACAUUAAUGUCUUUGAUUUUGACAUUCUGAGCCAAGACAUGAAGCUUCUCUCGCAUCCUGAGUCGAGCCAGCGGUUUACCAACUGGGACCCCACGACGUACCAGGACUAG